AUGGCCCGGAACGCUCUGCAGAAGGAGCAGUUUGUCAAGCUGAUCGUGGGUGCUGGCCAGGCCAGCCCCAGUCCGCCAGUCGGUCCAGCCUUGGGUAGUAAGGGUGUGAAGAGUAUGGACUUUUGCAAGGAGUUCAAUGCGCGCACAGCUCACAUCAAUGUCGGCGUCCCUAUCCCAGCCCGCGUGACAGUCCGCCCCGAUCGCUCCUUUUAUUUCGACCUCCGCACCCCUACGACCACGUACCUCCUCUUGAACGCGGCGAAUGUUGAGCCCCGGAAGAACCGUCUUCGGGGCGCUAUGAACCCCGGCCAUGAGACCUGCGGGACGGUCUCGCUCAAACACAUCUACGAGAUCGCCAAGAUCAAGCAGAGCGAGACGCGGCUGUCAGGAUUGAGUCUCCAGGGCCUAUGCAAGAGUGUGAUGGCCCAAGCCAAGUCGAUCGGGAUUCAAGUGGUUCAUUGA
This is a messenger RNA of Penicillium oxalicum, 462 nucleotides long. RefSeq names its product mitochondrial 54S ribosomal protein uL11m. Gene Ontology annotation, cellular component: ribosome; mitochondrial large ribosomal subunit. NCBI's taxonomy places the organism in Eukaryota, Fungi, Ascomycota, Eurotiomycetes, Eurotiales, Aspergillaceae. The transcript is spliced from 2 exons. The coding region runs from base 1 to 462 and encodes 153 amino acids. Gene Ontology annotation, molecular function: structural constituent of ribosome; large ribosomal subunit rRNA binding. The record is from RefSeq and is a predicted model, not a curated record. Gene Ontology annotation, biological process: translation.